Molecule: messenger RNA, 789 nt
Organism: Ziziphus jujuba (common jujube)
Lineage: Eukaryota; Viridiplantae; Streptophyta; Magnoliopsida; Rosales; Rhamnaceae
Exons: 4
Coding region: 151-663 (170 amino acids)
Molecular function (GO): iron ion binding
Source: RefSeq, a predicted model, not a curated record
AGUAAACCUUAGUAUUGUGUGGGGAGUGUGAAAGCCACGCUUGCACCUAAUAGUUUAUGACCCUCUGUUUUCUCUUAUCUUCUUAUAUCUUCUUCUUCUUCUUCUUUCUUCCUUAGCAGCUAGUUAACUAACAUACAAAUCACAAUCACAAUGGCCCUGCAACUGCAGGCAACCAUGUCAACUACAAAAACCGUACCACGAUUAUCUCUUCUAGCUCCGACCGGCAAUAAUGCCGGGCUCCGAGCACCCUCCGAUGGUUUUGCUUUGAAGUCUUCCUUCUUCUCUCCUUGUGCUAACCUGUUAAUGGUGUCUACUCACCAUCAACAGGCCUCUAUUGCUUCUGCAGCUCCCAGGUUCUCUAUGCGUGUGGCUUCCAAGAAGCAGGCCUAUAUCUGCCGUGAUUGCGGGUAUAUAUAUAAUGAGAGAACACCCUUUGAGAAACAACCUGAUAACUAUUUCUGCCCGGUUUGUGGAGCUCCAAAAAGGAGGUUCAGGCCAUAUGCACCUGCUGUGACCAAAAAUGCUAAUCAAACAGAUGUGAGGAAGGCACGAAAAGCAGAGAUUCAGAAAGAUGAAGCAAUUGGGAAAGCAUUGCCUAUUGCAGUUGUGGUUGGAAUUGCUGCACUUGCUGGGUUAUACUUCUACCUCAACAAUACAUAUUAAAUUGAAAUUUGUAGAAACUCCUUUUUCCACUUUUGGAGUGGAUGAACCAAAAUUUUCUUCUAAUUUCAAUUUGUGUAGGACAAAGAUCAAUUAUAUUUACUCCAAUUUUUUGUUUUCGUCUAAAAA